AUGGCGUACGAAUUAAAUAUUCUUGCUCAUUUACAAGUUGGUGAAAUGUUGUACCAGUGUGAUUCAGCAACCAUUGCUCAUGAUGCCACUACAGUUGUUGACAAGCAUGUUGUUAAAUUUCACCUUAGUUUUUCGCCAUCACAAGCAUGCUACACAAUUCCUAAAGCUAGACUUCCAGGUUUGAAGUUGCCCAAUGCCCAAGUUCACUGUCAGUUCAUGUCCAAAUUGAAAUCGUGCCUUGCGGAUAGAGUUCCCGUCAACAAUCGUGUCCAUCAGAUGCUAAAGGAGAAACUUCAGAUCCACUCAAUCAAUUUAAGUUGCAAUGUUCAUCCAUUAGAAGGAAUUGCAUCUGAUGCCAUGAAACGUUUGGCAGAUUUCGACAAAAUCAUUGAGUUAACAGGAAGAACUGGCAAAGAUAGAAUUGCUGUCUCUUUUCUAUACAACCUGUCCAAACUGAAAAGGAUGCAAGUUUUCAUAGAAGAUGUAUGCGAUAGAUCGGCAGCCGAGCAUGUUGCAUAUCCUGCCUCGCGAUAG
Molecule: messenger RNA, 534 nt
Organism: Helobdella robusta
Lineage: Eukaryota; Metazoa; Annelida; Clitellata; Rhynchobdellida; Glossiphoniidae
Exons: 3
Coding region: 1-534 (177 amino acids)
Source: RefSeq, a predicted model, not a curated record